Fundulus heteroclitus (mummichog) is the source of this 2601-nucleotide messenger RNA. It is a transcript of the gene kat7b, whose product is annotated as K(lysine) acetyltransferase 7b. Gene Ontology annotation, cellular component: nucleus. Bases 180 to 1847 code for a protein of 555 amino acids. Gene Ontology annotation, biological process: regulation of DNA-templated transcription. NCBI's taxonomy places the organism in Eukaryota, Metazoa, Chordata, Actinopteri, Cyprinodontiformes, Fundulidae. Gene Ontology annotation, molecular function: histone acetyltransferase activity; zinc ion binding. The record is from RefSeq and is a predicted model, not a curated record. The transcript is spliced from 14 exons.
AAUGUAAUUCCCUGCCCUGUCUGGUAGGAAUGUGGCGCCAGACUAACCGGGCGAACAUAAACAGAUUCAUGACAAUAACCAUCAACUAGUCUCUCGCUCCCUUUGUUUUAUCGCAGAUCAAUAAGAGAUUUCUCUUUGUUACUCCAACCUCAGUUGAAAUAACCUUAUUCAAGGAAGACAUGCCGCGCACACGACAGAGGCCUUUGACUGGGAGUGUCUCUGAUGGAACUGAAGACUCUGAUUCCUCUGCUGAGAGAGAACAGACCAACAGCUCUGAGAGCGAUGGAAACAUGCCCAAGAGACAACGCCUCACCAGAGCUUCUACCCGCCUCAGCCAGAGCUCCCAGGAUACUCCAGAUCUGAAGCGCGCUGCGGAGCACGAUGAAUCUCCGCCGCUCACACCCACUGGAAAUGCCCCCUCCUCUGAGUCCGAGCUGGAUAUUUCCAGCCCCAAUGCCUCUCAUGAUGAGAGCCAGUCCAAAGAUCAGGCUAACAGAGACUCGGAUAAGGACCUCUCCCAUCGUCCCAAGCGCCGGCGCUGUCAUGAAACAUACAACUUCAACAUGAAGUGUCCGACACCCGGGUGUAACUCCCUUGGUCAUCUCACGGGGAAACACGAGCGUCAUUUCGCCAUAUCGGGGUGUCCCCUUUACCACAACCUGUCCGCUGAUGAGUGCAAGGUGAAAGCCGUCAGCCGCGAAAAACAAGAGGAGGAGUUGAAGACGCAGGACGAAGGCAAUUCACGCCACGCAACCCGUCACCAGACACCUACACCAAAACAGAGCAGAUACAAGGAGCAGGUUGCUGAGAUGAGGAAGGGAAGAAACUCUGGCCUGCAGAAGGAACAGAAGGAAAAGCACAUGGAGCAUCGGCAGACCUACGGCAACACCAGAGAGCCUCUGCUUGAGAACAUCACCAGCGACUAUGACCUGGAGCUGUUCCGAAAAGCUCAGGCCCGCGCGUCUGAAGACCUGGAGAAGCUGCGUAUCCAGGGUCAGAUCACGGAGGGCAGCAACAUGAUCAAAACCAUCGUGUUCGGACGCUACGAGCUGGACACCUGGUACCACUCGCCCUACCCUGAGGAGUACGCACGCCUCGGUCGCCUGUACGUCUGCGAGUUCUGCCUGAAGUACAUGAAGAGUCAGACCAUUCUCAGGCGGCACAUGGCCAAAUGUGUGUGGAAGCAUCCUCCAGGAGAUGAGGUCUACAGAAAGGGCUCUAUAUCUGUCUUCGAAGUGGACGGCAAAAAAAAUAAGAUUUACUGCCAGAACCUGUGUUUACUUGCCAAGCUCUUCUUGGACCAUAAAACCCUUUACUACGAUGUGGAGCCUUUUCUCUUCUAUGUGAUGACGGAGGCUGACAACACCGGCUGCCAUCUAGUGGGCUAUUUUUCUAAGGAGAAGAAUUCCUUCCUGAACUACAACGUGUCCUGCAUCCUGACGAUGCCGCAGUACAUGAGGCAGGGAUUCGGCAAGAUGCUCAUCGACUUCAGUUAUCUGUUGUCCAAAGUGGAGGAGAAGGUGGGCUCACCAGAGAGGCCUUUGUCUGACCUGGGCCUCAUCAGUUAUCGCAGCUACUGGAAGGAAGUGUUACUCAGAUACAUGCACAACUUUCAGGGCAAGGAGAUCUCCAUCAAAGAGAUCAGUCAGGAAACUGCAGUGAAUCCAGUGGACAUUGUGAGCACCCUGCAGUCUCUUCAGAUGCUGAAGUAUUGGAAAGGAAAGCACUUAGUACUGAAACGACAGGACCUGAUUGAUGAGUGGAAAGCUAAGGAGAUCAAACGAGGUAACAGCAACAAAACUAUCGACCCAAGCUCGCUAAAAUGGACCCCUCCCAAAGGGACAUAAGCACAAGAUCCUCAGGCUACGGAAAAAUAACCCCUCACUCACUACCAGCCUCGAAAACCACAAGUAGCCUAAGACCUUUGACUCGUCAAUGAAGAUCAGUGUUACGUUUCUUUUACAUUUGUAUUCAGAUCAUUUCCCUGCGUCUUUUAUUUUCCUUCAUAUCCCAGCAUCAUAUGCUAAAGCAUUUAAAGCUAGAGAAAGCUGUUUUUGGUUUUAAAAGGGCCUUUGUCUACUUUGUUGUGAAUGUUAGAUGGAAUGAUUUAGUUUGGUGGAGAAACAUGAAUGUUGUGCUUUGGUCACAAAUGAAUUGAACACAUACAGACAUUCGGCAGCAUUUCCAGGUUUUUUUUUAUUAUUAUUAUUAUUUCUCUCAAAUAAUGUGCAUCAUGAAGAUGGUAGUUAUUCCUGUUUGGCAUGAUCAAAAAAAAAAAAAACCAGGGUGAAAUUUUUUACUAAAAAUAUUUUUUAUAGUCUUUGGUUGGCGUAAACGUUGUAUAGAUGUUUUGUCUGAUUAGUACAAGAUGCGUAUCCAUUCCUUUAGGGAAGCUGCCAAAUAAAUGAAAAAAAAAAAGAUGAGAUUUUUAAUUUGCUUAGAAAAAAAGGAGAUUCAAUGUAACACAACCUCAGGUUUUUGUACUGCUACGAUCAUACCUUGCUUGUAUGGUUUCUCUGGAUCGUGGAUCUCUCUGGUUGUUGCCGAAGGAAUCACUCCACUUAAAGACUCUGAAAUAAACAGAAUGCAUUUGAAUGGGAC